This is a messenger RNA of Tympanuchus pallidicinctus (lesser prairie-chicken), 537 nucleotides long. Its product is annotated as microtubule nucleation factor SSNA1-like. Gene Ontology annotation, cellular component: ciliary basal body; centrosome. Lineage: Eukaryota; Metazoa; Chordata; Aves; Galliformes; Phasianidae. The record is from RefSeq and is a predicted model, not a curated record. The transcript is spliced from 3 exons. The coding region runs from base 73 to 441 and encodes 122 amino acids.
ACAGCCCCGCGCCCGCCGCCUCCAUGUCCCGCAGGAAGGGGCGGAGCGCCGCGCCGCCGUUGGGGCCGCGCGAUGAGCGGAGAGGGGGAAGCGCUGCGAGGGUACAACGGCGAGCUGCUGGAGGCGCUGGCGGAGCUCCGCGCCCGGCGGGAUGAGCUGAGCGAACGGAUCCGGGAGGAGGAGGCGGAGCGCGGACGGUUGCAGAGCCGCAUCGCGGCGCUCACGGAGCGCUUGGCACGGAGCUCCGAGCGCACGGCCCGGCAUCUGAGUGCGCGCUGCCAGCUGGACGCCAGCAUCGCUGAGAGCGAGGCGGCAUACGGCAAGAUUCUGGAGAGUUCUCAGACAUUGCUAGAUGCCCUGAAGGGAGAAAUUGGGAAUGCUAGCAAAGCCAGUGAGUCUGCAAGCACUUCAAAACAAACACGUGGACAAAAGCAUUCCUAAAGCUGUUCUCCAGCCUGGCCAGGCCCCUUGGUUGGGGGCAGCUGCUGUUGUGGUACAAGGAUGCCACCGUUAAUAAAAGUGUGUUGCAGGAGUAUA